Paramecium tetraurelia is the source of this 648-nucleotide messenger RNA. RefSeq lists its product as uncharacterized. The record is from RefSeq and is a predicted model, not a curated record. NCBI's taxonomy places the organism in Eukaryota, Ciliophora, Oligohymenophorea, Peniculida, Parameciidae. The transcript has 3 exons.
AUGUCUUAACUGUCUUCUGUGGAGAGAACGACAAUGAUUGAAUUGUUUUCAACUUUUUUUGAUCGCUUGAGUUCUCAUAAUCCAUAGCGGGAACAAAUGCUAAAAUCAUUGUAUCAAUUUAAAGCAUUAUUAUAUGCUAAUGAUGCUGGAAUUGAAAAAUAUUUGCAUGAUCUCUAAGGAUAAAAAUCACCUCUAAAAAGAGACAAUUCAUAAACCAAAAAAUCAAGCAGCAUCAGAAAAGAAUAAGAGGCAAUUUCACGUCAUCUCAAACGAAAAACAUUAGGUUGUGGACAUGAGAUUGAGGCCAUGGAUCAGAGUGGAGAAUGCAUCAUUUGUUGUGGAUAAUCAUAGCCAUUUGAUGAAUUUAAACAGAAAUGCUCAAAUGUCUUCAGAGCAUUAUAGCAAUUGGAUAAUGAUGACUUUUUCAAAUGCUUACAAUCAUUGGAUGAUCCCUUGAUGACAUCAUUGUCAAAACAGAGAUGCCAAUCAUCCACUGGGGAAUUAUUCAAAGACCCCAUGAACUAUUCAAGACUAGCAGAUUAAUAAAUCCAGUAGAUCAUAAGAAAAUGCCUUCGAUGCAACAAAGACGUACAAAACCACGAUUCCAAAAACAUAAGCUACUUCUGCAACUCUUGUAAAAACUUCUGA